Messenger RNA from Ixodes scapularis (black-legged tick), 1384 nucleotides. RefSeq names its product zinc finger protein 525-like. Bases 433 to 1305 code for a protein of 290 amino acids. The transcript has 2 exons. The record is from RefSeq and is a predicted model, not a curated record. Gene Ontology annotation, cellular component: nucleus. NCBI's taxonomy places the organism in Eukaryota, Metazoa, Arthropoda, Arachnida, Ixodida, Ixodidae.
CACUAAACAAUAUAUUAUUCGUAAAAUCCCAAUCUAAAUUCCUUUAUCCCAGCUUAAAAUUCGUUUCAUGGCCCUUUAACUGAUCAACUUUUUACCAUACUGGCGAUGUAGCAGAAAAAAGAAAUAUGUUUCAUAAUACCUUCCAACUUUUACGUCAGAUAGUGCGAGCUGGCACCCAUUACUAGACACGCAGGUAUUCCGUUUCCUAAUUCGUUUGUCACUGUGUUCAUGAAAUUGCAAAAUCCUGGGUGUGCCUUGUGUGUUAUCCUCGUUGCUGUCUGGUUAGCUUGAUGCAGUUGGAGGCUGCACUUGCUUUGUUUCUAAUUACUGUCAUUGCUUUUUGUGUUUAUUCGUAGGCAUCUCAGCUGUUCCCGUAUGUCCCUCGUUACCUUUUGAGCAUCUUCAGGAACCUGACUGCGGGCAGCAAUUCGUAUGGAACUCGUGCAGCCUUCAGGUCAUAGUGAUGGAGCAGCACUGCAUGGGGAGUCCUGCUGCCCACUGAAAGCCACCGAGGACAUCUGGUUUAAAUGCUGCUUCUGCACCUAUGUCACUAGAGACCACAAUGAAAUCAUGAGCCAUCUGGUUUCCCAUGGUAGUGAACAACUCAACCCUGCUGGAAAACCUUAUAAGUGCAAGCAGUGCCCUCAAGCCUUUGCUCAGAGUAUGCAUCUGGCCCGCCAUAAUCGAACACACAGUGGUGAGAAACCUCAUAAGUGCAAGCUGUGUCCCCUAGCCUUUGCUCAAAUUGUCACUCUGACCUGGCAUAAUCAAACACACAAAGGUGAAAGGCCAUACAAGUGCAAGGUGUGUCCCAAAGCUUUCGCUUUCAUUUCCGCUCUGAGAACACAUAAUCGAACACACACAGGUGAAAAGCCAUUCAAGUGCAAGCUUUGCCCCCAAGCCUUUGCUCACAAUGGCAGUCUGACCGCUCACAAUCGAACACACACAGGUGAAAAGCUAUUCCAUUGCAAGCUUUGCCCCAAAGCCUUUGCUCAGAAUAGCCACCUGAGCCGCCAUAAUCUAACACACACAGGUGAAAGACCAUACAGGUGCAAGCUUUGUCCCCUAGCCUUUUCUCAGAGUAACACUCUGACCCGCCAUAAUCGAACACACACUGGUGAAAGGUCAUACAAGUGCAAUCAGUGCACCCGAUCCUUUACUUGCAAAAGCAGUCUUAUCCGCCACAACCUAACACACAGUGAUGAAAAGCCUUAUAAGUGCAAGCUUUGUCCCCAAGCCUUUACUCAGAAUUGCCAUCUAACCUGCCAUAAUCGAACCCACACAGGUGAUAAAGCUUUACUGUAAAGGGGAUCAUACGCUUUGCUCAUUUCAAGUUCUUUUGCGCCUGCUCUGGGUGUGGUACUUUAAGGUGGUUGAAUAUGUU